GUUACUCCUUCGUUAGAUACGCAGCAAAUUUUCGGUGUGAACACAUAGCACCAGCAUCAAUACUCGGUUGUGGCUGGAGCAGUACUUUGUCUCCAGACAAAAGGUGCCAAGUCGUCAGUAUCUACAGGAGGGAGUAUAGUCGGUCAUAGUGCUUGGCAGUAUACGCAACAUAAAAUAAUUGGCGCUUAUUCUUACAUACACACAUCCACGCGGAAAUUCAAUUUGAGGGACAUUGAAAAUGGCAUGCCCUUUCUUUCGACGUACCGACUCACUGUUGCGUCAGCCAUCGGUUUCUGCGGAAACGGGCAACAACACUUGGCUUUUGGAGGAUGAAGAGCAACCGGAUGAUGCGCUUACACUGACGCAUUUGCAAUUGGCCAUACAGCUGCUCACAGCGCCGUCGAAUGCCGAUUUGAAUACCGCUGUUACAGCACUUAUCGCCAAGUACAGCCAUAGCUGGCCUAAGAUUUCCAAGUUACGCAUAGACUUGGACACUUUAAAAAGUGUGCCCAACUAUGAUUAUUUGGCCGACAUACAAGAUAUACUAUUGGAGAUGGACGAAUCAAGUGCAAGUGAAAUUCUUGUACUUCUCGGGGAAGAGUUGAUCACUUCAUGCUGCACCGGUAUCAUAGAGCGCGCUUUUCGUUGCCUCGGCACAGAUUUGCAAGAGUUUCUCGGCUCCUUGGAUGGCGUUUACGAUGUGCUGAAGCUACAAGAGGAAGAUGUCACCGAUACUGGUUUCGUGUGCGCCGGCGAUGGUGAGUUAAUAUUCACCUCUGAACGUCCUGUAAUCGCUUGGCUGCUACUCGGUUCACUAAAGGCAUUGACGCGUAUGUUGUACAAUGUGCAGGUCAAUAUUAAAAUCGAACCAGUCGAAGGCGAUUCGAGACGUUAUCGCUAUUUAUUUUCGCUGGUUAAGGAAUACAGCGGUUCAUCAGUGGCAAUGCAGGGAAGAAGUGUUGAGGCUGUCAAAGCGCCCGUGCCCGUAAUGCCAGCACAGCGUCAUAAUUCGAGCAAAGCUGCUGAUUUGGCAAUGAAUUCGCAUACCUUCUGUAAGGCAUUCCCCUGGCACUUCAUUAUGAACGAGAAACUGGAACUGAUGCAGUUAGGACGUGGCUUCAGUAAACUUUAUAAGCCCCACAUGGCUGAACAUGGCUGUCAUGCCACUACUUAUUUCGAUUUUAAGCGACCCAAAGGAUUGACCAUGAAAUUCCGAGAUAUUGCACGGCGUACGUACACACCAUUUUUGAUUGCUCUGAAGAGUCCACCGAAUGUCAGUGAAUUUACGGCCAAGGGCCUUGAGAUCAAGGGGCAAAUGGUGCAUUGUCCUGAAUCCAAUUCACUGCUCUUCAUGGGCUCACCUUUUCUGGAUGGUCUGGAUGGACUCACUUGCAAUGGACUUUUCAUAUCCGACAUACCGCUACACGAUGCCACGCGUGAAGUUAUUUUAGUUGGUGAACAGGCUCGAGCUCAGGACGGUUUGCGUCGUCGCAUGGACAAGUUGAAGAGUUCCAUUGAGGAAGCCAAUGCUGCAGUUGCAAAAGAGCGUAAAAAGAAUGUCAGCUUGUUGCAUCUAAUAUUCCCGGCAGAGAUUGCCGAGCGUUUGUGGUUGGGCGCAAGCAUCGAUGCCAAAACUUAUCCGGAUGUGACUAUACUUUUUAGUGAUAUUGUUGGCUUCACGAGUAUUUGUUCGCGUGCUACACCCUUCAUGGUGAUCAGUAUGUUGGAAAGUUUAUAUAAGGAUUUCGAUGAAUUUUGUGAUCUGUUCGAUGUUUACAAAGUGGAGACAAUUGGUGAUGCUUACUGUGUGGCAAGUGGCUUGCAUCGCGCUUCGAUCUAUGAUGCACACAAAGUAGCAUGGAUGGCGUUGAAGAUGAUCGUAGCUUGUGGAAAGCAUAUUACGCAUGAUGAUCAAGAAAUCCAAAUGCGCAUUGGCCUGCACACAGGUACCGUAUUAGCCGGCGUGGUGGGUCGUAAAAUGCCACGAUAUUGUCUCUUCGGACAUAAUGUUACCAUUGCCAAUAAGUUUGAGUCCGGUAGCGAGGCUUGCAAAAUAAAUGUGAGCCCAACCACAAAAGAUUGGCUAAUCAAGUAUCCUGGCUUCGAAUUUGAACUAAAACCACGAGAUCCUUCCUGUUUACCAAAAGAGUUUCCAGACACUAGCGGUGAUAAAACUUGUUACUUCCUCGAGGGUUAUCGUCACCCAACAUUAAGCGCUCAAUUGCCUUUGGUGGAACACAUCAGUGAGGCGCUUAAGUCCAUUACGGAGCCGUAAAGCGUAAAGGCUGAAAGUUGACGUUGUUAUUGAGUUUUAAAAAGCUCGCUACAGAUAACAGAAAAGAAGAGUAUUAUUUAGUCAAUACGAUAGUAAAUAAGCGCAAAGCUGUCACACCUUAACCAAUAUACAUACAUAUUACAGUUAAGGCUAUGUUGUUUAAACAUUCAAAUCAGUCUAUUUGCCAAUAACAAUGAUGCUCCUUGUGAGUAGAUAUAGAAAACUAUCUUGAUAUCAAAAUAAAUGUUGUUUGCUCUUCAAUAUGCACAACCGCUUUUACGGUUUUAAAAAAUAAAGAAAUAAUUCGUGGCUAUGACCCAUAUAACAAGCAU
This is a messenger RNA of Rhagoletis zephyria (snowberry fruit fly), 2607 nucleotides long. RefSeq names its product guanylate cyclase 1 soluble subunit alpha 2 (gene Gycalpha99B). Gene Ontology annotation, biological process: response to oxygen levels; cGMP biosynthetic process. Gene Ontology annotation, cellular component: guanylate cyclase complex, soluble. NCBI's taxonomy places the organism in Eukaryota, Metazoa, Arthropoda, Insecta, Diptera, Tephritidae. Gene Ontology annotation, molecular function: heme binding; guanylate cyclase activity. The record is from RefSeq and is a predicted model, not a curated record.